Molecule: messenger RNA, 921 nt
Organism: Metschnikowia bicuspidata var. bicuspidata NRRL YB-4993
Lineage: Eukaryota; Fungi; Ascomycota; Pichiomycetes; Serinales; Metschnikowiaceae
Exons: 1
Coding region: 378-656 (92 amino acids)
Source: RefSeq, a predicted model, not a curated record
AACGUAUUAUGCCUUAUUUUCACAAUUCGCAUAUUUGCUGCCUUAGGAACUGUUUUCAUUAGUUUUGGUUCAGAUACUCUUCAGGCUCGGUCCUUAUCCAAUUUCCGAGACCUCAGUAAUCUGCCACACACCUACUCACAUUGCCUCUUUCUAUUUCACUGGCGCUAGUAAAAUAUUGAAGUCCAAUAGCAAUUAUUUUCAAUGAGCCACUUUUUGCUGCCUCGCUGGGUCUUGUUUGGACUCCUGGUUGUUUGGUCUCCUUUUAACCCCCGGUCUGAGACUGUUUGCAAUGCGGGGCAGUGAGACUGUCAUCGGCCCAAGGCGCGCAAGCGAUGAGAUGCGGAAAAAACGCCCGUACUAGCAUCUUCUCAUCAAAGAUGGCCAAUUCCUUAAGAUCCAAACCCAAAUUGCGGGCAAAAAGUGUUAAAAGAAAAGGGGAAUUCACCAAGUUUGUGGACGACAGAAAUGCCCGUUUAGCUGAGAAGACAAGGUUGAACUUGCAGAAGCAGAACGAGGAAAAAAUGGCGGAGGACACUCCUAUAGAAGAGGCAUCUGAGGACGCUGCCAGCAAAAUCUCCAACACAUCCGGCAGAAGUGCAGCCGCAAGAAAGAAGAUGAAGGUCAAGAAGUCCAGAAACAAGAAGCUCAAGUUUUGAAUGUAUUUUUGUGGACUGUCUCAUCUCAGCCGCACCCCAAGUUCAGGGGCUACUCGCAGCUUCAAUAAACGUACGCUCGUCAAGGUAGUCGGCAUUACCGUCUGAGGAAUCUCUCGUCUUAACAGCAUCUUCUUUCAGUUCCAAUAUCUCGAUCAUUCAUUACAAAGUAUAGUUAAUUUUAAAUAAAAGGCACGUCAAGGAAGUUGCCUGCGUCCAUAGUAACACGUAGUUCUUGAACGCCAACCAAAAAUCCAAGAGCAGGAGU